GAAAGCAAGGAAAAGCAAGCAACAAAGAAAGCAACUUGUCUACGGCGAGACUCUAACUACAAGACAUCAUGAAGACUCUGGCUCUCCUCUCCAUCUGUGCUCUUCUGUCAGUGUGCUGGUCCAUGGGAGCUGUGGAACCUGAGGUUGUCGUGGAUCCUGCUGCUGACACAGCUGCUGAAGCUGCACCUGCCGACCCUGCAGCUGCUUCCUCUGACUCCUCAUCUGCUUCGGACUCUUCUUCAUCCUCCGAGUCUGAUUCAGCCUCCUCCUCCGAAUCCGACUCUUCCUCGGACUCUUCAGCAUCUGAUUCCAACUCAAGCUCAGACUCUUCAGCCUCCGAUUCAUCCUCCUCAUCUGAGUCCUCCGAGUCCUCUGAAUCUUCUGAAUCUUCUUCCUCCGAGUCUUCUUCUUCUGAAUCCGACUCCUCAGACUCCUCUGACUCUUCUGCCUCUGACUCUUCCUCUUCAUCAUCCUCAUCUUCAUCAGAGUCAGCCAGUGCUGAGGCUGCUCAAGUAGUCAUGAAGAGGGACCUGGCUGCUGUUCUCCUGAGGAGAAGAAGAGCUGCUCCAGCAGGCGACCUCUCCCCUCUGCAGCUGGAAAGCCUAAGAGAGGUGUGUGAGAUGAAUAAUGCCUGCGAUGAGAUGGCUGAGACUGCAGGCAUCGUUGCCGCAUACGUCGCCUACUACGGACCUGUCCCCUUCUAAGUUAAAGACUCCUCUUUAGUGCACAUGUGAACUGUUUUUUUCUGACAUUUUGGUAUAGAACAGUGCAACAACAACUCCCCCAAAUCCAGAGAAGGAGCAGAAAAACAAAAAAGAUGGGUUUGGCCCAUGGUAUGAAACCAGAUGGAGAUUUUUUUUUCUUUAGGCACAAAUCAUUGCACAAGUGAUCAGCUUCAGUGGUUUUAUUCAUAUAAGGCCUCUUCCAUGCUUUCAGAGAGGCACAUGGAAACGCUAGCCUGUGAAGUAUGCGGUAGCCCCAAACAAUUUAAAUUAUUCUUUGCGUCUACAGUAAAAUGAAUUGAAUGGUGCUACAAGUGCAAAUGUAUUGUAUGUUAAUGUAUUGAUGUUUUUAUAUCAUGCUUUAGUCUUACUUUAAUUGUUAGUUCUAGUGAGUAGUGGAUGUAGUAAUGAGUUGUUAGAAGUACUGUAGUUUUAGUAAUGUAGUGAUAGUGGCAGUGUACAGUAUGUGUAAAAUGCACAUCACUUAUCUGUAAUGACUGUAACCACAAAUCGCCUCUGGGUUUGAGAAUAAUAAAUUAUUUUGUUUUGUCAAA
Acanthochromis polyacanthus (spiny chromis) is the source of this 1276-nucleotide messenger RNA. RefSeq names its product bone gamma-carboxyglutamate (gla) protein, like (gene bglapl). Gene Ontology annotation, molecular function: calcium ion binding; hydroxyapatite binding; structural constituent of bone. The record is from RefSeq and is a predicted model, not a curated record. The transcript is spliced from 4 exons. Gene Ontology annotation, biological process: regulation of cellular response to insulin stimulus; osteoblast differentiation; response to vitamin K. Gene Ontology annotation, cellular component: extracellular region. Bases 69 to 704 code for a protein of 211 amino acids. Lineage: Eukaryota; Metazoa; Chordata; Actinopteri; Pomacentridae.